Serinus canaria (Common canary) is the source of this 876-nucleotide messenger RNA. RefSeq names its product goosecoid homeobox 2 (gene GSC2). The record is from RefSeq and is a predicted model, not a curated record. The transcript is spliced from 3 exons. Bases 1 to 681 code for a protein of 226 amino acids. NCBI's taxonomy places the organism in Eukaryota, Metazoa, Chordata, Aves, Passeriformes, Fringillidae. Gene Ontology annotation, biological process: regulation of transcription by RNA polymerase II. Gene Ontology annotation, cellular component: nucleus. Gene Ontology annotation, molecular function: DNA-binding transcription factor activity, RNA polymerase II-specific; RNA polymerase II cis-regulatory region sequence-specific DNA binding.
AUGUCUGCAGAGCCAGUGCCAGGGGCUGAUGGCAGCAGGAGAGGCCUGAAGAAGCCACGUCCAUUCAGCAUCGAGGACAUCCUCUCCAGCCCCGCGGAGAAGAGCCCCCAGGUCUUGGUGCCGCUGUGCCUGCAGAGCAUCUUGGACUGCACACCCCAGAGACCCUGUGAGCUGGAGACCAUCCCAGCCAGCUCCCUACAGGAGGAGGAGGAGGAGGAAGAGGAGGAAGAGCUGGAAGGGGCAGGCUGCAGCUGCUGCUGCUGUUCUCACAUGAGUGCUCGUUCCCUGCAGGACCUGCCGGCUUGGCUGGAUGCGCGGCUGCCCUGGCCCGUGCGGCUCUUGCAGCCGGCGCUCAGGGUGUGCAGGAGUUCCCAGGAGAAGGCAGGUGAGCUGCAGAGCCUGCAGCAGCUGCAGAGCCUGCAGCAGCAGCUGCAGCGCCGCACGCGCCGGCACCGCACCAUCUUCAGCGAGGAGCAGCUGCAGGCGCUGGAGACGCUGUUCCACCAGAACCAGUACCCGGACGUGGUGACCCGCGAGCACCUGGCAAACCGCAUCCACCUCAAGGAGGAGAGGGUCGAGGUUUGGUUUAAAAACCGUCGGGCGAAGUGGCGGCAUCAGAAGAGGGCGACUGCCUCUGCACUGACCUUCCAGGCCAAGCAGCCCCCCAAGGAGAGCUGUUAGUGCCCACAGGGAGCACCAGGCACCCCCUGCCCGGGGCUGACAGGCUCAGGGGGUAACCCGAGGGGGCUAAUGCAGCAAAAGAGAACCUUUGUGGUUCACAGGAGGAGGACAGGUAAAAGCAGACAUGGCACUGUCACAUGCCUCUUCCAAACCGAGUUCACAUGGAAAACGACUGGGCAGGCAGGACCUGCAGGG